AUGACGGUGAUGGUGGUUUGUGUCCUCUGUCCUCAGACACGGUGUGUCUGUGGGCUGCAGGUGUGGCGUUCGGUGGGCUGGCGUCUCAUCGCGCUCUCGCUCUCCCUGUAUGGUCUCCUCUACCUGUAUGAGAAACUCACCUGGACCAACGCCAGCAGAGAGCGUGUUCUGAAGCGGCAGUUUGUGGAGCACGUCGCCCACCGCCUGAGAGCCGUCAUCCCCGUCAGCAGCUCUGCCUGCAGCCAGCAGGUGCACAAGGAGCUGACGUCCACGUUCAGCCGUCUGACCCAGAGAGUGGACCUGAGUGAGGCUGAGCUGGAGGGAAACAUCCGACAGCUGAGCUUCAGGAUCCAGCGGCUGGAGAACAUCCAGAGGAGGUCCAAGGCCUUCAGGAACAGAGCCACAGAGCUGGAGACUCAGCUGGAGGCCUUCUCUGUUCAGUACCUGCAGGGAAACUGAAGAGGACUGAGGUCUGUUGGUGGACAGCGCCCCCCGCUGGUGGACUGUAUUGUUUCCUCCUCACAGCAGAUACAGGAAGCAGGGUUGAUACUGCAGUUAUCAGUUUUAGCAGCGUUUAGUGCUGAUGUGACAGGAUGAACAUUGUAGAUUAAAGAUCAAUCAGUGAUCUGUCAGAGUGGAGCUGCCCCCUGCUGGCCAUCAGAGACAAUGCAGGGUGAACUCAAGAUCUACUUUCAGCUGUAUCACAGUCUUCCUCAGCGAUGCAGUCGUCAUGACGAUGAAUGUGUUGACACAUUAGCUCCGUAGCUGACUGUAUUUUAGAAUAUUUUCCUAAUGAAUGGAUGAUUAAAGCAGAUUAGACCAUCAGUUCACUCGUUUAUAUCGGAUUAGUUUAAGUUUAUAUGUGAGCUGUUUAAUGAGCCGAUCACACAGAGACAUUUAAAUAGUGUUUAUCCUGCGUACAGCGCGCCCAGUGGGCUCCGCUGACAGAGGAGAGGGAAAGUGACUCAUCUAGAGCUCAAUGUCGGCUUCAAUACAGUUUCUAUCUGAAUCAUUUGAUCACGUGGUUGCACACGCUGCCUCUCAUUGGUGUUUUUGAAGUGGUUGCACCUGUAGAGGGGCUGACAGGAAAUACACUACUCACAAUAAGUUAGGGAUAUUGUGAGAGACUCAGUGGAUUUCAUACAUACGGUGUUUGUUUCACUUCAG
This is a messenger RNA of Morone saxatilis (striped sea-bass), 1167 nucleotides long. RefSeq names its product mitofusin-1-like. Gene Ontology annotation, cellular component: mitochondrial outer membrane. The record is from RefSeq and is a predicted model, not a curated record. Gene Ontology annotation, biological process: mitochondrial fusion; mitochondrion localization. Gene Ontology annotation, molecular function: GTPase activity. The coding region runs from base 1 to 459 and encodes 152 amino acids. The transcript has 4 exons. Lineage: Eukaryota; Metazoa; Chordata; Actinopteri; Moronidae.